CGAAGUUUUUUUGUUUUUUUUUGAGGUGCAUGUACAAGAGAGACAAACAGGUGGUCGGUGAUAGCCGGUUUUAUGUUAGAGAAAUUGUACUAAUAGCGCCAUAAUCCUAGAAUCGGACCAACUCCCGAAAACCGUAAAACCCUGACCCGACCCAAACAACAAUCACCAGUGUAACCCGGUAUUUCUAGAUCAUCCUUCCCUCUUGCUAUAUAAAGGCAAAAUUUAAGAAAAGAAAGGUCAUCCAGAAUUUUAUUUUUGGUCAACAGGAUUUCACUAUCUAUAAAAAUGUCUUUUUUAAUUUUUUUCUUCGAAUAUACAGUCGUUGAAUGGAUUCCGUUAUCGCCCCGUUGUGUUUAUUUAUUCCUUUGAAUUGUAAUAACAAUAAGAAAAAGAGCUAUUAUUGUUAUUAUAAUAGUAAUCAUAUUUUAAAUAUUAGUUUUAAGAAUAAAAUACGCUGUUCAGUGCCAUCGAGUGCUGGAAUCUUCAAUUUAAAAAAGUUCACUGCAGUUAGCUUCCGUUACGAUCACCGUCACCGUCGCGGGAGUUCCAGUUGUUUGAGACGUGCAGUUAUGGAUUCGUCAAACUCGGCUUCUUCACCUGACAUGCAAAAGCCUAAGAUCGUGACCGGUCCUGGCGGUUAUGUUCUUGAAGAUGUUCCUCACUUGUCGGAUUACAUCCCUGAUCUUCCUACAUAUCCUAAUCCGUUGCAAGACAAUCCGGCAUACUCUGUUGUCAAGCAAUAUUUCGUCCAUGUAGAUGACACCGUUCCUCAAAAGAUUGUUGUUCACAAGGAUAGUCCGAGGGGAGUACAUUUCCGACGAGCCGGACCACGUCAAAGGGUGUAUUUUGACUCUGAUGAAGUUCAUGCCUGUAUCGUGACAUGCGGUGGACUUUGCCCUGGACUUAACACAGUGAUUAGGGAGAUAGUAUGCGGCUUGUACCACAUGUACGGUGUGAAGAAAGUUUUAGGGAUAGAUGGCGGAUAUAAAGGAUUUUAUGCUAAAAAUACCGUGCAUUUAGAUCCUAAGGUGGUCAACGAUAUUCAUAAACGUGGUGGAACAAUUCUUGGGACAUCACGAGGUGGUCAUGAUACCUCAAAGAUUGUCGAUAGCAUUCAAGAUCGAGGUAUAAAUCAGGUGUACAUUAUCGGAGGAGAUGGAACUCAGAGAGGGGCAGCUGUAAUAUUUGAGGAAGUUAGGAGGCGUGGCCUCAAAGUUUCAGUUGCUGGGAUUCCUAAAACGAUCGAUAACGACAUCCCGGUUAUUGAUAAGUCCUUUGGCUUUGACACUGCUGUUGAGGAGGCUCAACGUGCCAUUAAUGCUGCUCACGUUGAAGCUGACAGUAUUGAAAAUGGAAUUGGUCUUGUGAAGUUGAUGGGUCGCUACAGUGGUUUUAUUGCAAUGUAUGCUACUCUUGCAAGCCGAGAUGUGGAUUGCUGCUUGAUACCAGAAUCACCCUUUUAUCUGGAAGGACCAGGAGGACUUUUUGAAUACAUCGAAAAACGGCUUAAAGAAAACGGGCAUAUGGUUAUCGUGAUAGCAGAGGGUGCUGGACAGGAGCUGCUUUCUGAGAGCAUACAAUCAAUGACGCUGAAAGAUGCCUCAGGAAACAAGCUUCUCCAGGAUGUGGGGCUAUGGAUAUCGCAGAGGAUCAAGGACUACUUUUCAAAACAAAGGAAGAUGCCCAUAAACCUCAAGUAUAUAGAUCCUACAUACAUGAUUCGGGCUAUUCCAAGCAAUGCAUCUGAUAAUGUUUACUGCACACUUCUUGCUCAAAGUGUUGUUCAUGGAGCAAUGGCAGGGUACACCGGCUUCACAAGCGGCCUUGUCAAUGGCAGGCAGACAUACAUACCAUUCUAUAGAAUUAUAGAGAAACGAAACGGCGUUGUGAUUACGGAUAGGAUGUGGGCAAGGCUUCUGUCUUCAACGAAUCAACCAAGCUUUUUGUGCCUCAAAGACUCCAUUGAAGACACAGGCGAUGAAGAGCAAUCAAAUCAAUUGUUGGAGAAUGGACAUUGUGGCGAAGAGGGUUCCCUCAUUUCAAAGAGAUGAUCAACUGAGGUGAUAAUGUGGCGGUGAAUGCUUUCUGCAGGCAGGCGAGGCUUUAGGUUAACACAGUAUUGUAGUAUUAGGAUUGGUCCAAGGGACCUUUUGCUUGGACUUUGUUAUUUAGGAGGAAAGAAAUGGACUUUUAUAUGUAUCAGAUUUAUUAAUUAUUAAAUAAUAGUAUUGUGAACGAUAUGAUAUGUAAAGUUUUUUUAUUUUUUUAACUAUCAAUUCAGCUCCACUCUCUUUAUUAUC
Molecule: messenger RNA, 2300 nt
Organism: Gossypium raimondii (Peruvian cotton)
Lineage: Eukaryota; Viridiplantae; Streptophyta; Magnoliopsida; Malvales; Malvaceae
Product: ATP-dependent 6-phosphofructokinase 3
Exons: 13
Coding region: 327-2051 (574 amino acids)
Biological process (GO): fructose 6-phosphate metabolic process; glycolytic process
Cellular component (GO): cytoplasm
Molecular function (GO): 6-phosphofructokinase activity; ATP binding
Source: RefSeq, a predicted model, not a curated record